UUUAUCGGAAAUUCUUGAAAAUUCGAUAAUACUCGUUUCAAUCGUAAUUUUUCAAAGAAUCUAUUCAUAUCAAUAAUAUCGAACUAUCACCUCCAAAUUUUUCCACUUAUCACCUAAGACAAAAGCUUGCAUGAUCAAUAGAGAUUCUACAACAGCAUCGUUGAUUAUUAUUAUUUGAUACGAACGUGGCUGACGCUAUUGAUCAUUAUAAUACUGGGAAAUACCCACACUGGCGAAAGUAGUUUAUCGCUGAUCGAGGUAGCAAGAUACAAAGAGUUCUAGGUUUUCCGAGAGAUAUAAAAGCCGAAGGGACUAUCGUAAAUUUGUCAGUAGCGUUUGAAAUUUCCUGGUGUCGAAAGGUUAUUUUUCAGAAGGAAUAUAGUGUAAAAAUAGUGAAAAUAAUUAAUAUGUCGUACAGCAUCAACAUCAUUUUUAUAAUUCUGAUAGCCCUGCAGUUACAAAGUAUCGAAUGUAAUCCUAUCGAUAAUAAAAAAGAUCUAAGUAGAGUUCAACGAAACAUACUAUUUCUUGGGCCAAAUUCAAGGGAAUGGUCAGACUAUCAUCGUUCUUGGAACUUUCCUCAUUUUCCGUCCAUCAGUUAUUUCUUCAAGGACAAUGACGACAAUGACGAUGAUGAGGACACACCCGACACAAAUGAAAGGCUCGAUGAAUUAGAAAAGACUCAGAAAGAAAUUCUUAUACUUUUGAAGAAAUUGAGCGAUGAUUUAUUGACUGUAAAGGAUCAAGUAUCCCAGCAACAAUUGAAUGAAUAUGAAGAAACUUCUUCGAUCGUGAAUGAAAUAAAAACGACUAGUUUUCCAAGCAGCGAGAUAACAAUCACCACAGAAAGAUUAGAAAUAGAAUCUGUUCCAUUAACAACUAGCAGCACGUUGGAAAAAACAACAGAUAUGGAAACUAUGGAAACAGAUUUUCCAUCAGCAAUCGGUAACACGUUCUUGAUUGAUCCACCUGCUUCUGAAACGGUCACCUUGAUGGAAACUCAGCAUAAAGAAAUUCCAUCGAUUUCAUUAAAAACUGAACCUCAAACAAUAAAAAAAAAUGAAGUAGAUUCUAACAUUAGAAUGAAAGGAAUAUCUAUCGAUUCAGUCGACCAAGAUAAUUCUAUGCCUGACAUACUUUUUCCUACAUCUUCUUCGUCUCUUGACGAUGAGGACACUCAGACUGUUUAAAGGUACAAAAACGUUCAUAUAUUAUGAAAUAACAACUCGUAAAAAAUAAUGUAUAGGUUGACAGUGAUCGACCUUAAUUUUGUGUAUAAAAAAGAAAAAAAAACAAACAAAGAAAGGAAACCAUGAAAAAUUUUAAGUUAAUAUAAUAUUAAAACACGAGAAAAAAAAUAUGCUUGAGUAUGCAUUUUUUCACUGUUAUCGUAUAUUCUUUCGAAACGAUGACUAAUUAAGCACGAAGUCUUUAAGAUAAU
Molecule: messenger RNA, 1441 nt
Organism: Vespula pensylvanica (western yellowjacket)
Lineage: Eukaryota; Metazoa; Arthropoda; Insecta; Hymenoptera; Vespidae
Exons: 5
Coding region: 408-1190 (260 amino acids)
Source: RefSeq, a predicted model, not a curated record